UAAUGCUCCCUCCGUGAGCGUCCUCGUCUAAAUUGGUCACAGAUCUGGUAACCUUAGCUUGGUGUAAGCAGAGAUACGGAUACUACAAAGAACUAGGCCGAGUCAUCGAAGAUCUGAGAAGGCAAAGAAGAAGGGACAUGGGACGAUUUGGAAUGGAUUGCUGUUACAUAGCUACAAUUCCAUUCGUGUUUGACAGCUGACUGUGGACUGUUUUACUGCAGCUAGAUCAAAUCGUUGAUAUCUGUUAAGAACAUUUACUUUCGAGUUGGUCAGUUUAUUAGCUAUUGGGUUGAAAUUGAUUCAAUUUUUUUGAUUUGACGAGGAAAGGUUACUGUUUAAAAGAAUACAGAGCAAUGAAUUCCCUGACUUGCGAGAUAAACGGCUUCUCCAAAACUAGGCUAAAAAAGCAAAGCACGCGGGUAACCACUGUAACCGGGCGGCGGCUGAUUGAGACCUUGGGUGAGGACGGGGACGUGCAGCAGGUCGAAGAGCCAUCGGAUGCAGCCUUCGGAUUUGUUGAAGAUAGCUGCUUGGACCUGCAAGUCGGGGUCGUCCGGCCAUUUCUGUUGCUUUGUGAGACUUGUGUGUGGUGUGGAUGUGGUGCCUGUUCCGUUCACAUGGCCCAAGCCCACCUCUCAGGAUGCUGCACAUGACCUGGAUGUUCUGAGGAAGUUCAAGGUGACCCAUGUCCUGAAUGUAGCCUACGGUGUGGCCAACCCCUUCCCCCACCUCCUCCACUACAGGACCGUCACCCUGUUGGACCUCCCAGACACAGACAUCACCUCCUACUUCCCAGAAGGCUGUGCGUUCAUAGAGGAGGCCAGGGCAGAGGAAGGCGUGGUCCUGGUUCACUGUAACGCCGGAGUGUCACGCUCUUCCUCCAUGGUGAUAGGCUACCUCAUGACAAGGGAGAGGCUAGCGUUCAAUGAUGCGUUCAGCCAAGUGAAGGCUGCCAGGCCAUCUAUCUGCCCCAACCCAGGCUUCCUCCUGCAGCUGAAGAACUACAACCCCCAGGCUUCCACUAGCAGCUAAAUAACUCAAAAGGAACCAGGCUUCUGAAAGCAGCUCCAAUACCCAGGCUUUCAAGGUGAAAACUCCCAAUUCCCUAGAACAGCUGAGGAACUGAAGACAAACAUGACAUUUUCUUUUGUUUGUGUGUUUUAUAAGAAUAGUUUACUAAGUGCCAAAUAAAUUAAGAUCUAUACAAUAAAUAAAUGCUGUUCCUGA
Messenger RNA from Hypomesus transpacificus, 1227 nucleotides. Its product is annotated as dual specificity protein phosphatase 19-like. Gene Ontology annotation, molecular function: JUN kinase phosphatase activity. NCBI's taxonomy places the organism in Eukaryota, Metazoa, Chordata, Actinopteri, Osmeriformes, Osmeridae. Bases 499 to 1032 code for a protein of 177 amino acids. Gene Ontology annotation, cellular component: cytoplasm. The record is from RefSeq and is a predicted model, not a curated record. Gene Ontology annotation, biological process: regulation of MAP kinase activity; protein dephosphorylation. The transcript has 4 exons.